Bombyx mori (domestic silkworm) is the source of this 1556-nucleotide messenger RNA. RefSeq lists its product as uncharacterized. Gene Ontology annotation, cellular component: Derlin-1 retrotranslocation complex; endoplasmic reticulum membrane; Derlin-1-VIMP complex. Lineage: Eukaryota; Metazoa; Arthropoda; Insecta; Lepidoptera; Bombycidae. The coding region runs from base 307 to 801 and encodes 164 amino acids. Gene Ontology annotation, biological process: endoplasmic reticulum unfolded protein response; retrograde protein transport, ER to cytosol. The transcript has 5 exons. The record is from RefSeq and is a predicted model, not a curated record.
GGUAGCCAGUAGCCGUCAGCCUAGCCGUCGCAAACAAAACACGUCAUAGAAUUAAACAAAAGUAAAAAAUCGCAAUUGAAAAUUAUCGAAAUCUAACUUUUUCAUUGAUACAAAAAAAAGUGUAAAUUUAAUUAGAUAGUAAUUUAUAGUCUAGUCCAUUCAAUGUACAAAUUAAUGAUUUAAAAAUAAAACUAGUUUAGAUAAAAUCAUUAAUAACGUGGAUCUACAAACGGAAACCGUGGGUGUGAAAUUAAAGUUUUAAAAUAUUGAAUUCUGUAGUUCAAUACCUACCAGGAAUCUUUAAGCAUGGCAUCGCUGGUUCCUGAAGAAGAGGAGAUGGGCAUAUUAGAACAGUACGCUAAGUACAAUCCCGUAACAUUUCUGUUACAAUUCGUAGCUGCGUAUGGUUGGUAUGUGGUAGGAGCUAUUGGAUUGGCGGUGCUAGUCUACAAAAAGUUGAAGCCUGCAUUUGACAAAUACAACCUGAUUCAACAGGAUGCAGACCAUCAUAAAGAUCCGGACCGGGAACUGUCCCGCAUGGAAGCAAUCCAACGAGCUAGAGAAAAACAACAGCAGCUAUUAGAGCAAGCAUCGCAGCGAGCACUUGAAGCUCAAAAAGAGCGUGAAGAACGCAAGAGAGCAGAGAGGGCAGAAGCACUGGAGAAGUAUGGGGCAGCAGUCACCGGCAGGAAGCUUGGUGGCUCCGAUGAUGGCUACCUUCCUCUCAGUGGAGGAGCUUCAGCCUCCACCUAUCGACCCCCGAAGAAAUCGAAAUGUUCCGGAGGAGGAUGCGGGAAAUAAAUAUAAUAUCGUCCAACAUCACGUAGCCGAAGCGCAAGCAAACUACUUGUCGAAGUGAACCAGGGGGGGAGGGGGGAAUAGUCACGCUACAACCACUACUUCAUUGCCGUUUCGGUGCCGGGAGGGCUCACUAUAUAGAAUGGAUAUACAUAUCGACGCUUGAAAGGCAAACGUGACUAAGCCACAAUAACUGCUUUGUACAUAAAUGAGUCGUCUAUUAUCAAAGGUGGCAAUCUGUGCAUUUGGACAAAAAAAUGUUAUCGAUAUGUCAAUACAGAUUGAUUUGAAUAUAAUCGUCUCCUUCAAAGAAUACGGUUCAAAACCUGCAUUAAAUAAAGGUUAAUAGUUAACCUGUUAUUUAUCUAAGAUGUCGUUCCGAAGAGUUUUGUGACUGCCAAUGGAAUACAAAGUCAAAAAUUCGUUUUUCUGAUUUACCAAUAUUGUUCAAAAGUCAGAUUGCCGGCUUUGAUAAUAGACGACUCAAAUGACAGGCAAUAACCAAUCGAUGCGCAAAAAAAAAAAAAUUUUUCUAGGUCUAUUAAAAUCAUUUCAAUCCUACAGCUAGAUUCGUUAAAUAUAUUUUUUUUAGGUAUUUCAACUUUCAAUUAGUCUACUGUAAAGUUCACGCAUUGUCGCUUAGUCACGUUUGCCUUUCAAGCGUCGAUGUUUAAAAAUCUGGGUUUUCUUUUCUUUAACAAUGUCUGUAUGUACUAAAGUAAUUCGGAACUAUUAUAUAAUAAAAUUAAUAGUAAAAA